Messenger RNA from Zea mays, 614 nucleotides. RefSeq lists its product as uncharacterized. The record is from RefSeq and is a predicted model, not a curated record. NCBI's taxonomy places the organism in Eukaryota, Viridiplantae, Streptophyta, Magnoliopsida, Poales, Poaceae. Gene Ontology annotation, biological process: xylem development. The transcript has 2 exons. Bases 33 to 551 code for a protein of 172 amino acids.
UCCUCCUUGUCCUCCUCUGGGUGAUCACAACAAUGGAGAGCAAAUCACCCUCCACCUCAUGCGUCAUCAGCCCGGCGGCCACUCUCACCAUGUCAGCCGGCGAGAGCAGCUGGGCCAUGCACAUCGCCAACUUCCUGGCCUCCACGCCGCAGGACGGCACCAGAGUGACGGACGGUCAGCAACCCCCUGCAGUUCCUGGCGGCAGCGGCAGCAGCUUCUCCUCUUCUUCUUCCUUCGAUUCCUUUAGCGACGACGCCUCCUUCAUCACGUCCGAGUUCAUGUGCAACGACGACGAGGAUGACGACGAGUCCGUGAAGGACACCGCCUGCAGUUCUUCUGCAGCUGCCCAACAGAAGGCUACCAUGGAGAACUUCCACAUGAAGCAAAUGGCAGCCACCGAUGCGAAACAGUUCAACGACAUGCCCCAGCUCAUGGUAUAUAUGCUUGCUCUACAGCUUCCACAUCUAGUUCUUGGAGAUCGGCGUUGUUGUACUUACACCUGUUUUCUUCUUCUUUUCGAAUGCUGCAGGCCAAGUACUUGGAAGCUAUGAGUUCAAAGCAGCAGGUGACGACCGGCGCCGACCAUCAAGCCGCCAUCAGUAGUUCUAGCGCCG